AUGUCGUCUCCAUUUGUUGUCAAUUGGGGUGUUAUGGGCCCCGGCAGAAUCGCAACUUUGUUUGUUAACGACUUCCUCAAUUCCAAAGAUCCUUUGAGAAAAUCUGUUCUUGAUAAGACAAUUGAGCAUAGGUUGGUAGCUGUUGCCUCCAGUUCUUCAGUAGACAGAGCGCAGAAAUUUAAAGAUGAGAGCAUUCACCAGAGUUCUAACGAGGAGAUUAAGUGCUAUGGUUCUUAUGAUGAGAUUUAUGAUGAUCCGAAAGUGGAUAUUAUUUACAUCGCUACUCCUAACAUGACACACUUUAAACUUUGCUAUCAAGCCUUGACUCAUGGAAAGCACGUUCUUUUGGAAAAACCGUUCACUAUCAACCACAGGCAAUGUGAGAUAUUGACUCGUUUGGCCAAGGAAAAGCAUCUUUUCCUUAUGGAAGCUUAUUGGACAAAGUUCAAUCCUGUUUACCGAGAGAUUUGCGACUAUUUAUUUGGCAGCAAAGAAUGUGACAUUGGCACAAUUGAAAGAGUUAUCUCUGAUUUGAGUAUGGUUUUUCCUCGGAAUGAUCCCGGCAUGGAGAGAAUUUACAAACCGGAAUUGGGAGGAGGUGUCAUCAUGGAUAUUGGAAUCUAUGCACUUUACUGGGCCUUGGGAUUCCUUGACAAGGACAACAAGCAAGCUAUCCCUCAGAUUACGUCUUUCGCCCACAACGCAGAUACUGGAGUCGAUAUCUCCACAGCUGCAAUCCUAAAGUACGGUAAUGGCACACUUGCAGUUUCUACUUGCUCGGGUAUCGUGAAAAACGAAGGCCAUGAUGUGCUUAUCAAUUGCACCAAGGGCCGCGUGAUUGUGGACCAGGCAUCCCAUCCCACCGAGUAUUGGAUUUAUGAUAACGAAAAUAAGCAGCUAGUUCAUAAGAAGUUUGAAUUCGAUGGAGAGGCCAUGUAUUUUGAAGCCGAUCACGUGGCCGAAUGCCUCUCCAAGGGAUUGACUGAAAGUCCUCUACAUACCAUGGCACACGCUGCCAGAAUGUCCAAAAUCUUGGACACGAUCAGAAAGCAGGUUGGCAAUGUUUAUUCCGAGACCCUUGAAUCUGUCGGAGUUUAG
Brettanomyces nanus is the source of this 1098-nucleotide messenger RNA. RefSeq lists its product as uncharacterized. Gene Ontology annotation, molecular function: nucleotide binding. Lineage: Eukaryota; Fungi; Ascomycota; Pichiomycetes; Pichiales; Pichiaceae. The record is from RefSeq and is a predicted model, not a curated record. The coding region runs from base 1 to 1098 and encodes 365 amino acids. The transcript has a single exon.